AUAACAUCCGACCUUGAGGUCACAAAUGUGCGUUAAACCAGGAAACAGAAGAUUUGUAUUUCUGAAUUAGCGCUACAACUCUCAGUGCUAUGCUUGAGGACAGAUAUUUCUAAAUUUCGUUACAAUGGAUUUUUUUAUUGGUCGUACAUUAUCCAAAACACGGAUAUUAUCUGCGUGUUGUUUAAUCAUCAUUUCGAUUUCGACAAUAUACAGUAAUAUAUUAGACAAAUGCAGCAUUUCUCAAAGUCGUUUAGCACGUUCCAUCUUAAAUGAGAAAAGAUUGUUUUCCCACUAUUUAAAUAUACAGGUGUUGCUAUGAACGAACUAUGCCCUUUUCAUCCUAAACAUGAUAUUUAUGCUAUUCAUGAACAAAUGAAAAAUAAAAUUUCUGAUUAUGAUUGGGAAUGUCAAAUGUGUGGUAAACGAUUCUACACAGAAAAUACAUUUGAUUUACAUAUUGGCAAUAGACAUGAAACAAAUGCUUAUAGUACCAGUCGUACAAUUUGUUUAUCGUCCUAUUGUUCGUUACUUCGUUGUUCUGUACUAAAACCAGUUAUUGAUUAUGGUUAUCAAGUGUUUUGGGAUGAAGCAUUAUGUGAUCCAAAGUCGUUUGAAGCUAUUUCAAAGCAAUGUGAGGAUAUCUUGAAUAAAUGUACACCAUCUGGAAAUGACAGUAGCAGUACACAAAUACGUCAACUACUUCAAACUACAUUAUGUGAUCAGUUAUCUUGUGAUCGAUAUUGGAUUUUACCAGAUUCACAUAUUCAAACUUCUGUAUGGGAAAAAGUACUCACUGCACUUAUCGUAACAUCUGGUUUAUUGACUUAUUAUUCUGUAAUAUUUAUGAGAUUAAGGUUUGGUGACUGCCCAAAAUUUUGUAAUCCUCGCGGUUUGUUUAAUUGCGAAAUUCAAUUUUCUUCAAAAAUAUUAGCUGACGAUGUGCAAUAUAUAAUGCCAUGUAGUAUCGAUCUCUUAGCAAUAAAAUGUCAACAAAAUCAUCAUGACACAUGA
Molecule: messenger RNA, 1011 nt
Organism: Schistosoma mattheei
Lineage: Eukaryota; Metazoa; Platyhelminthes; Trematoda; Strigeidida; Schistosomatidae
Source: the annotation of a GenBank genome assembly